AUGCCAAGUCGACUGCAAAAGCAUAAUAAACACGACAAGCAACGACUGUCCUCCAACCCUCAUCAGGUACCCGACCUUGAUAUUCCUCCACAAGACUCUGCUCUCGACCUCGACGCCUCUGCCUCAAACAAAACUUCUUCCCUGACGACGCCCUCGCUAAAUGGUCCCUCGAGCAGUCGCCGCACACUCGCUCCUCCCACCACCACCACCACCACCACCACCACCUCCUUCUCGUCCGAAUCCCUCACCAUACGCAAUAGUAGCUUGAAUACGCGCAUCGACGAAAAACUUCAGUCGAUGCCGAGCGCUUCUCCUUCUCCCCGAGGCGCCCCUAAGAUGGUCCAGACCAUCCGCACAGUACCCAGCUUCGAAGCCGCGAGCGACACGAGCUCCGACGCUCCCUCACACACUUCCGCAUUCUCCAGUUCCGUAAAUAGCAACGCCAGCGCAGUCAGCAUGGCAUCGAAUCACCAAGAAAGGGCGCCAGGCGUCAAGUUAAAACACGACUGGCCUCACGGCGGUAACGACAACACCAUCAAACUUGACUCGGCAAGGAGGGAAGAGACGCCACCCGUCGACGAUGAGAAUGUUGCCCCCGGGGCCGACGGGCAAGGCCCAGGCUGGGAUUCGACCAUUGGCAAGGCAGGUCUGGGAAAGACAGGAAGGGUCAUCAACAAGCUCGUCAGCGACAACGAAUCCCUGAAGCGUGACAUCCAGAUCGAACGGUUACGAGCCGAGGAGGCGAAGCAGGCAGCCAAGCUGGUCGAGGACAAGAUGGAGCGCAUCAUCAGCGACUACGAGAGCCGCCUACUCGAAGCGAGCGUCACCAAGACGCUCCUCAGCCGCAAAGAGCGCCAGGUCGAGACCCUCAACGCCAAUGUCGAGUUGGAAAAAAAGCGCACGGCGGACGCCAAGGAAAAGGAGCGCCUGUGGCACGACGAAAUGGAAAAGAUGCGCUCUAGCACGACGAAGCAGGUCGAGGACGCAAACACCCACGCCGCGCUCAUGGAGGGCCGGUACAACGCCAUCAGCUCGCAUUGGAAGGACCAGGGCGACGAGGUGCAGCGCGCGCACCUGAAGCUGCGGUCCGAGAUUGCAGGCGUCGUCGAGGAGCGGCGCCGCGACGAUGAGAAGAUUGCGGCGCUGAGGGACCUGUGCGACCAGCAGGACGGCAACAUCAAGGAGCUGAGGCGGCAAAAGGAGGAGAUUCAGAACAAGUUUGACGAGUACAAGGCGCAGCAGGAGUUCUUGCUCAAGGAUAUCAAGGCCGGCGUUGCUGGGCGGGACGCCGAGCAGGAAAAAUUGCUCGAGGAGACGAGGUCGACGUUGGCGAAGCUGAAGUGGGCACUCAACGUAAAAGAAAACGUAAAGGAGCUUUUGCAAUAA
Molecule: messenger RNA, 1386 nt
Organism: Colletotrichum orchidophilum
Lineage: Eukaryota; Fungi; Ascomycota; Sordariomycetes; Glomerellales; Glomerellaceae
Exons: 2
Coding region: 1-1386 (461 amino acids)
Source: RefSeq, a predicted model, not a curated record